AUGAGAUGUUGUGCUCAUAUUGUAAACUUGAUUGUCAUUGAAGGAUUAAAAGAGAAGCAUGAUUCGAUUGCUAGCAUUAGACAUGUUGUCAGAUAUGUUAGGCCUUCUCCCGCUAAGCUCAAAAGGUUUAAAGAAGUUGUAGAAGAAAAAAUUGAAUGCAAAGGACUUCUCUCUUUAGAUGUCCAAACGAGGUGGAACUCUACAUAUCUCAUGCUUAAUUAUGCAAAUUUUGUGAAGUAUUUUGAGGAGGUUGACAAAGAUGGAAAGAAAAAGGAGGGGUCGCCUACUGAAAUGGACUGGGAGAAUGCAACUGUAUUUGUGGAGUUUUUGGAGACUUUCUACGAGAUUACAUUAAGGUUUAGUGGAUCAACCUAUGCUACAGUAGACAAAAUGGCAGUUGAGGAGGAUGACCCGUUGUUAGCGAGUAUGGCACAGAGCAUGAAGGUGAAAUAUGAAAAAUAUUGGGGAAAGAUUGAGGAAUGUAAUGAGGCCCUUAUAAUUGCCUUGGUUCUUGACCCAAGAUACAAGUUCAAGUAUCUCACCCAUUGCUUCAAAGCUUUUUAUGGUCCGCUGACAUGCGCUCAGAUAGUUAAUGAGCCUAGUAGAUCUUCCUCUUCCUCAUUCACUACUACUUCUAGUUUGAAUAAGUAUGCUUCGUUGCAUGAUGAGUUUGUACAACAAAGGAAUGAGGAAGAUGGUGGUAAGACAAAAAAUGAGGUUGAUAGGUAUCUAACUGAGGAUGUUUAA
Humulus lupulus (European hop) is the source of this 747-nucleotide messenger RNA. RefSeq names its product zinc finger BED domain-containing protein RICESLEEPER 2-like. The record is from RefSeq and is a predicted model, not a curated record. Bases 1 to 747 code for a protein of 248 amino acids. Gene Ontology annotation, molecular function: DNA binding. The transcript is spliced from 4 exons. Lineage: Eukaryota; Viridiplantae; Streptophyta; Magnoliopsida; Rosales; Cannabaceae.